GCGAUCGAUUCGAUGAGGUUUUACGCGUUCGCUUCGCACCAAGGUUACAUCGUCGUCGAAUGUCUUCGAUUCAUGAACGGGAAAAUUACAUUCUAGAAACAAAACCAUCGAAAAUUGACUUUGAUAAUCGUUAAAAAGGUGCAUGGUGAAAGAAGUGACGAUAAAGCCAAUGGAACAAGCCGUUUGUGCCAUAAAAAUGCGAAUAUAAAACAUCGAUCAAUUUUUUAUUCACCUGUAAAUACAUAGUUGGGAGUUUAUACUUUAUAUCUCGCUUGAUUCUAUACAUCAACCAUUGUACAGUGUUUUUACUUUCCUAUGAGAGAUAAUCAAGGUAAAAAGUAAGCAGUACUACACGCGUAGGGGUAGGAAAUUUGAAACAUGGCACUGCCGGAAACGGGUUUCGUAAUAGCUCCUCAAAUACCACGAGGCUUAGCUCCAGCAGUCGAAGGACUUGCACGGGAAAUUCUGCGUCACCGACCUCAAGAUAUUUAUACAUUCGCGGCGCAUCAUUUCGAACAGUUGGUCAAAUUGAGAGAAAAAGAGCGCAUCGCUGGAAUCAUUUCGAAAACAUCCGACCGGCUAUCGUGCAACGGACAAGAUUGUAUCCUCUGGACCGAUCGCGUCGAUCCUGAUGAUUCAAGGUAUCACGACGAUCGAAAGGUCAUCAAUGUAGUCGAAGAAAUUGCGGAGGAACCAAGAAGAACAGCUGCUACAACGACGAAGCUAUCGAGGAGGAGAAAGGAGGCGACGAACAGAAGCGGUUGGUCUAUUAACGAAACUGUCAAGGUAAUCAAAAGACACGACUGCGAGAAUGAUGCCAGAAAGAAGAAACGUGGGAGCACGCGAAUGCCUGAGAAAGCGAUAAAAAAGGAAGUUCAUAGCAUCCCUGAACAAUGUUCACCACCCUCUUCGAAAAGGAUGACCCGGUGUAGAUUUCUCAGGUCUUCGUCUGCUGGAGAUAUACUUGCAAAAACUAUUACUCUUCAGCAUAGACCGCCAGGUACCAAUACAUCAGAGAAAGAACCCAAAUACGUAGAAAAUUCUGGAAACAAGAACACCUUAAAACGGCAGAAGAGUGCCGAUCAAAUUAAAAGGACCUGCUCGUCUGAAGUUCCAACCGAAAAGAGGCACGCCGCCGAUCCAAGAAGAAGUCAAUCUCUGGUGAACGUUAGGUCGAAAAGAAAUGGAUUCGACGCUGAAGAAUCGUGGCGACGAGUAAUGGGGAAUAGAGAGAAUUCAACAAUCUCUCGAAAUCGGUUAGAGAAGAAGUUAGAGGAGAGGUUUGGAAGUGCUAGCGUUCGAAAUGCAGAAGCUGUCCUUGCGAAGUUGAACCUACGACUGGAGAAGGACGAAAGGGAGUCGAAGGAUAACGACAGAGUCUUCGACGAUGGAAACGCAGCGGAUGAGUCGUUAACGAAUCGAGAAUCCAUGGAGACGUCCGUCAUUCUUCCUUCAGUUGUUAGGAGGCAAUCUUCCUGCAGAUACUCUAGAAGUAGCUCGCGAAACGACGCAUGCGAAUCCGUCGAGCAAAACGACCCUACCAACUUAAUCUUGCCACCCAUUUCUAGCGAUGCGUCAAAGCCCAUCAAGAUAGAGAACGACCUAACGUUACCGUCUUUGGCAAAGGCUACGGAUGCUCAACAGAAUUCGGAUAUUCUAGGUAAUCCUGAAUCUACGAAUUCUGAUCACGAUUCGGUGGACGCAUCGGUCAAGAACGAAUGCGAGAAUGAACAUAACAAAGGUACUAUUAGCUUCGAAGAGGAUGAACCAGAGGAUGAACUAGAUACCAGUGACAGGGAGAUUUUGAAAGUGUUGGAAGUUUCUCAAUCUCCAGACCCACGGGGAGAGGAAAUCGACGAGGUUUUCAAGGAUAGUUUGAACGUUACACCCGAUUCCAUUGAAUUUCCUCAAAGACCUGACUCUUUGGAGCGUCCAGAAGAGAAGUCGUCCACAGUGGUCGAUGCUAAGCGAGAAAGCGAGACAAUAAAGCCAGAGCUCGAUUAUCCGCAAUCGAACGAGCUCAAGAAAAAAUUACUUGAGAUAGAAACCGUGGAAAGGAAUAUCGAAAACACGCUGGUCUCCUCUGGAAGGGGCGUAACACGCCACGACGACUCAACUUCAACUUCACCUGUAGUCAAACUUUCACCGAAUUCAGAGUCAGUGGAGUCGAGCUUUGUACUUGGAAACGAAACGAUUCUCCCUGACUCGAGCAAUGAAAAACAUACAGAGGAAGAAGAGGAACCGGCGAAGAGGGAUUCGCCCAAAGAACAAAGUCGAUUUGUCGACACACGAGGAGGCGAUGAAGGUGUUGAGACUGGUUCAACCUCUCCUGAAUCGAGUCGAAAAAAAUCAGACGCUUCCGAAACUUUAUCCGUCCAUUCCCCCAAGAAUAUCGACCCUUCCUGCUUCAUUCUCACAGAAGGUUCCCCCUGCGAGAUACCAGAAUCGGUAACCACCGUGAUCAUCCCAGACAGACCACCCGAGAACGACGACGAGGUACUCAAGGAAAUGGAUGAUGUUCCUCGUUCGGAGAGAGCAGUUUCGCGUCGUGUACAUCACGAAACGCGACACGAGGAAGAAGAAGCAUUUCAGCACUGUGCGGAUCCCUUUGGGGAGUACAUAUCCCCAGAGUACAACGUCGAUUACUUACGUGACAUCAAAACCGCUGUCGAUCGAGCCAAUAUGCAUCAUGAUCUGGGGAACAUUAAAGAGGAGGAGGAAAAGGAUAUGUCUGAUAAAGAAAUCACUCGAUCUAUUGCAUUACCCGACGAUGUUACUUUUGAGGAAUCGCAUACUUCGGAAGGAAUAGUGGGGACGAGUGGAAGUAAAAACGGGGUGGAAUCGCUGGAGCCUGUUUCCAGCAGUUUGGACCAAAGUAGCGGAGACGUUGAAAGCACGUCACCUGGUGCCACGACUGAUGUGCAGUCAGGACCCUGCGAAGCAAAUCAGCACGAGCUGGAAGAAGCACCUGGACCAUACGUGCCAGAGUUGAACUUGGAUUCCCUUCGAGACGCGACGAUGUCCUCUACGGAGGACAGAAGCGACUCGAGGAACCUUGAAAAUCAAUCGGAGAAGGAAACUGACGACGUCACCCUUCAGGAAGGUGAGAAAACCUUGUCCUCGAGCGAUACUCAAUCCUCAGGCAAGAAAGCGACGUUGGACGAAGACUCGUCGAGAAGGAAAUCGCUUCAGGACAAAGAAUCUUCCAGUGAACUAGAAGCCAAGACAGGAAAUGGAGUCGAAAACUGUUCCAUCGAGCCGGUAGAUAAAUCUGACGAUGCUAUCGUCGAUGAAAAAGAUGGAAAGGACUCUUCUAAUAUCGAAGAUGAGAUUGCGAAGGAGUUGAUACAAAUCUUGACGCUAGAUUCGCCGACAUCUCAGGAGGAAGAGACGGAGAUGGCAGCGAAUGAUUCGUUAAACAAUACAAAGAGAGCAGGUGAUCCAGGAAUUCGCGAAGUAGGAUCCACAGCAGCGACUGAAUCUGUUGUAUCCACGAAUCGCUCUUCAGCAAGCUCUCCUCGAGGAAGGAAAGUCGACGAUGUUCAAGAGGAAAAUGGAGAAAAAGCAAAGAUCGAUACCGAUCUGAUUACAGAACUUGAUCCAUGUGCUCGUGAAAUAACGCCUAUGGUAGCGACUGAAGCUGUUGAGGUAUCUACGAAUCGCUCUUCGACAAGUUCUCCUCAAGAAAAAAUAAGUCAGGGAGAAGAUAAAGAAGUGGAAGACGUUGAUACUAAACUUGCAAUGGAACUUAAUCCAACUGUCUAUGAAGGAGAUGUUAAGGAAGAAAAUGAAGGAGAAAGGGUUGAUACCGAAGGGAAAGUGAAUGUUGAAGACAAUGCUCCUUCGAUGUCCGCAGAGACGAUUGACGAAGUAACAACUGAUAUCAAUGAUAGCUCUCUGGAAAAUCCAGAUCCAUCCGAAAAAAUUGAGUCUAAGGGGGGUGAUCCACACGAUGCCGAAGAGCCAAUCGCUCCAGAUGUACAAACCUUGGAUGCGGCUGCUAGAAGAAUUCAAUACUGGGCACGAAAAUUUGUAGUUGGCCAGGGUCGACUAACGAAGAUCGAUAAACAAAGUCUUCGCGAUUCUUCGAGUUCUUCGACUUCGGAUAACAUCAAAAAAGAAACCCAGGUAUCGGAUGCUUCGGACGAGCACCACCACGAAUCUCCCAGCGGCGAACAGAAAUUUGAGGAACGUGAAAUAUCUGACAAGUCUAAAGAGACGGAAGAUGAAGAACAAUUGAUAAAUGAGAAAGAGACCCAGCAAAUAGAUACAUCGAUGUCUGCUAGCAUGAGGCACACUGGAGAAUUUCACGAUUCUCUACCAUUGCCCCUCUUCGAAGUCUCCAAGAGCAACAUAUCCGCCAAAGAUGUUCGCGCUUUGAAAAGCAUGCCUGUGAAUCCCUGGUUCACGCUCGAGCCCAAUGCGCCGUGUUUCAGUUCGCAAUCUCCACGAGCCAACGUUUUCCUCGCCUUUGACUUUUCGAAUCCCUUUCAGUCGGUCGAGGACAAGGCGGACGGAUCUAAGUACUAUUUAAAUUUCCCACCCUGUUUCGUUCACGUCGAGCAUGCCUUCGACGAAAGCAACGCGAACGACGAUGCAAGCGUUGCUUCUUUGACGGAGAAAAUGGUCGAUUCCAAUAUCGACGACGUCCUCGAACCGCUGGCCAUCGACGAGCCACCCAAGUCCCUCCUUAUAGAAGAAAUUCCCAACGACGAGGAGGAACAACAGCCCACGCCAACGGACUCGUGCAAGAGGAUGGCUUGUACGUCCACUUCGUCUUCUUCCGAAGAGCAACAAACUAAUCGCGACGACGUAUCGGCUGAUCAAACAGUAUCUGUCGACAACGGCCCUAAUCUGCGCGAGAGUUUGUCCUCCGACUCCUCUGUGAUCCAGAGCGACGAAAAUACACGAGACAAAACAGAACCAGGGAAAAUAGAAUCUCCAAACACGAGAGACUAACACGUUUUUUGGGAAAAAUAAAGAACUUGGCUUUUGCUCUGUUUGUCGAUAACAGUGUUUGGGAAAUAUGAUUGUAGCGCUUCUCGGAGCAGUGUUUCGAGUUGUCGAGCUAAAUAAAUAGAUUAGCGUUGCUAGCAUCUGUUUGGCUUCGUUUAACUUCGUUAGAAAAGGAUCCAGGUUUUAUUCGUUUAAUUUCUAACGCGGACCUACUGCUCCAGACAUUCUAAUAACUAUAUUUUUCAAAUACGCAAGGGUAAUGGAGAACGAUAAGAAGACUUAAGACCUGUUGUUUUGGGCGAAACGAGCUUUUAUACUCUGUAAGAAUGAAAGCGCGGCUUAUCCUAGGAAUGCAAAUAUUCUUAUAUAGUGGCAAACGUAAACAUUGGCACAGAGCGAUUCUCAGAAUAAACCGAUAAACACUGAAUCUCGGGAUAAAACUGGUACACGUGAAAAGUCGUUGCAAACAUUUGACUUUUACCAUAAUACAGCUGUAUUAUCUCGCAUUCAGGCAUAAUAAGAAACAAGAUACUUUGGCGUAUUUAGUAAACAAGAUAAUAUAUAAGUAUGCUUCGUACACGGCGUGCUCCUUCGAAUCCACGACUUCCUAAUUUAUCACGGUUUCAUAAUAGUGCCAUAAUAGGAUAGCGAUGUAAGAACUUCUUCAACUCGAUGCUUACCACUUUAACAAAAGCCUUGUUUGAGCAUUGUAAAUAGACAGCCAACGACACAGUCAAUAGAUCGCGGUAGACACGAGAAUCAAAAAGUCUAUGAAUAGACUCUCGGUAGACAAUGCGCGACGACCUAUAGGCGUAUCAAUGCUUACAUCCACUCUGAGUCAUAGAAUUCGCAUAUAUCAUCCCGUUAUCGAGCACGCCAAUGUUUAUUCUCUCCCGCGAUACACGAGCGCGAGAUAAAGCUGCAAUUACGGUAAAAAUGAAAUAUUUAUAAUAAUUUCUUCCACGUCCGCGAUCAGUUUCUUUGUUCCACGAAUCGCUCCCGUGCCAAUGUAUCCGUCCUGUGCGCGUGAAACGGUGCACGUCCUCGAUCGGAAGGUGCGAACCGCGUAGGUGGGCAUAACCGAUCGGAACGACGGAGUCGAACGAAUCGACGCGAUCGUUCCCGUAGAAUCUAGAUACGAAAUUAGACAUGUUAUUUCUGCACAUUCUUGCACACUCGUUUCGGGAGCGUGGCGACGAAAAUGUCAAGAACGGCUCAUCGCCAAGGAGAAUGACGCCUACCGUUCCGCAGCGUACGAAGGAAAAGUUAAAGCAGGAAAAAGAAUCGACCUGCUGCGGGUAUCGCGGAAGAAGAGUCAGGAGCCAGUUGGAGAGCUUAAAAGGAAACGCAUGCGCGAACGCGAGGGGGUUACGUAUUUUCGACGAGUUACGCGAUUGUCGUGCAGUAUCGCACGCGUGUUCGUAGAUAUUCGCAGUACUUCCCACGGAACAGCAUCCUCCGGUUCGCUCUCAGCUCUGCGAUUCGUUCAUUCAUUUCGCGCGAUCGUCAUCUCUGCUCGAGCCGAGCCAUGCGGGACCUUUCGAAAGACGAAGGUACAACCGAAGCUUGCCGUCGCGACGUCCUCGUUUCUUGACAUCGUGAUACAUCAGGGUGAAAGGCUUAGGACUGCCCUCGCGAGGAUGACGUGGUGUUUCGUUCUUGGGGAAUGACGUAGAACCGAGGACACGCACCGUCGAGGGCGAGAAGAGAAACGUGUUUUCUG
Molecule: messenger RNA, 6679 nt
Organism: Hylaeus volcanicus
Lineage: Eukaryota; Metazoa; Arthropoda; Insecta; Hymenoptera; Colletidae
Exons: 5
Coding region: 379-4959 (1526 amino acids)
Source: RefSeq, a predicted model, not a curated record